Heterocephalus glaber (naked mole-rat) is the source of this 4332-nucleotide messenger RNA. RefSeq names its product ZFP14 zinc finger protein (gene Zfp14). Gene Ontology annotation, cellular component: nucleoplasm. The record is from RefSeq and is a predicted model, not a curated record. Gene Ontology annotation, molecular function: DNA-binding transcription repressor activity, RNA polymerase II-specific; RNA polymerase II cis-regulatory region sequence-specific DNA binding. NCBI's taxonomy places the organism in Eukaryota, Metazoa, Chordata, Mammalia, Rodentia, Bathyergidae. Gene Ontology annotation, biological process: negative regulation of transcription by RNA polymerase II; regulation of cytokine production; regulation of immune system process.
CCCGCCCCUGCGGCGGACUACAUUUCCCACGAGCACCAGCGCAGUUUCCUUCCGGUUUCCUUUCCGCUGUCUGCUCCGAGAGACUCUGCAGUUCUCCAACAAAGAAAUAUUGAAGAGGACUGACCAGUUCUUGGUGUUCUAAAACCAUGGCUGAUGGUUCAGUGACAUUUAGAGAUGUGGCUGUAGACUUCUCACAGGAAGAAUGGGAAUUCCUGGAUUCUGCUCAGAGGGACUUAUAUAGAGAUGUAAUGUGGGAGAACUAUAGCAACUUCAUCUCACUAGCAGGAGCUUCUAUUUCUAAACCAGAUGUGAUUACCAUAUUGGAUGAAGAAGGGAAGGAACCUGGGAUGGUUGUGAAGGAAGGGACAAGAACCCACAGCCCUGAUUUGGAGUCCAGAUGCAGGACCAAUACCCAGUCUCCAGAGAAGGACAUUUAUGAAAUAUAUUCAUUACAGUGGGAGAUAAUGGAAAGAAUUAAAAGCUGUAGCCUUCAGGGCUCUAUUUUUAAAAAUAACUGGGAAUGCAAAAGCAAGAUUGAGGGCCAAAAAGAACCACAAGAUGGGUAUUUUGGGCAGGUGAAAAUUGGCUCUGAAAAAGUGACCACUUACAAAAAGCAAAAUUUUCUUACAGAUUAUCAGAGAGUUCACAAUGGAGAAAAGUUAUAUGAAUGUAAGGAAUGUAGGAAGACUUUUAUUCGUCGCUCAACACUUAGUCAACAUCUAAGAAUUCAUACUGGUGAGAAACCUUAUAAAUGUAAGGAAUGUGGACAGGCCUUUAGGCAGCGUGCACACCUUAUUCGACAUCACAAACUUCAUACGGGUGAGAAACCCUAUGAAUGUAAGGACUGUGGCAAGGCCUUUACAGUGCUCCAAGAACUUACUCAACAUCAGAGGCUUCAUACUGGUGAAAAACCUUAUGAAUGCAAGGAAUGUGGAAAGGCUUUUAGAGUGCAUCAGCAGCUGGCUCGGCAUCAGAGAAUCCACACUGGUGAGAAGCCCUACGAGUGUAAGGACUGUGGGAAGACCUUUAGACAGUGUACACACCUUACUCGACACCAGAGACUUCAUACUUCUGAGAAGCUCUAUGAAUGUAAGGAAUGUGGGAAGGCCUUUGUAUGUGGCCCAGACCUUAGAGUACAUCAGAAAAUUCAUUUUGGUGAGAAACCCUAUGCAUGUAAGGAAUGUGGAAAGGCUUUUAGAAUAUGCCAACAGCUUACUGUCCAUCAGAGUAUUCAUACUGGUGAGAAACCCUUUGACUGUAAGGAAUGUGGGAAGACUUUCAGAUUAAGACAACAGCUUGUUCGCCAUCAGAGAAUUCAUACUCGUGAGAAACCCUAUGAAUGUAUGGAAUGCUGGAAGACCUUUAGUAGUUACUCACAACUUAUUUCACAUCAGAGCAUUCAUAUUGGUGAGAGACCGUAUGAAUGUGAAGAAUGUGGGAAAGCCUUCAGACUGCUCUCACAGCUUACUCAACAUCAAAGUAUUCACACUGGGGAGAAACCUUAUGAAUGUAAGGAAUGUAGAAAACCUUUCAGACUGCUCUCACAACUUACACAGCAUCAGAGUAUACACACUGGUGAGAAACCUUAUGAAUGUAAGGAAUGUGGGAAGGCUUUUAGACUUUAUUCAUUUCUUACUCAACACCAGAGAAUUCAUACUGGUGAAAAACCCUACAAAUGUAAGGAAUGUAAGAAGGCCUUUAGACAGCAUUCACACCUUACUCAACAUCAGAAGAUUCAUAACGGAAUUUAAUACAGAAAAGCCUUCAGAUGUACAUUGUCUUACAAAACACUAUCAAAUCCAUUUUUGAUAAAAUUUGUUUCAUGCUUACAACUAAGAAUAAGAAAUUUUAUAUUGGAGAAAGAAUAUGUUGCUUUAAAAGCCUCCUUUCAUCAUUAAAACAUUGUUUAUCUUCAUCAGAUUCCAUUGAGAGAAUAAUGUCAUGAAUGUUGGAAAAUAUUUAUCCUUACCUGUCAAUGUUUUCUUUUACUACUUUAUUAUUAUUGUGAUAUUAGACAAGAUGUUAUCAUUUUGUGCAUUUUGUUCACUUGUAAAAUAGUGAUAUUAGUACAAUAGUUGUAUUAUUUAUUGCUGUGUAAUAAAUCACCACAAAAACUUAUUUGUAGCUUAAAAAAAUACAUCUUUGUUAUCUCAUGAUUUCUCUGUAUCAGGAAAAUAGGCAUGACUUAGUUGGGUCUUUGUAGUCACAAGGUUAGCUAUGACUGGCCAGUCAUCUGAAGGUUUGACUAGGGAAGGAUCUAUCCAAGCUAACAGGGUGGAUGCCCAAAUUCCUUUCUCUUGGGCUGUUGCGUUGUGAUUUUCAGUCUCUAGCAGGCUGUUGGCUGAAGGUUGUCUGCAUUUCCUUUGCCACACUGACCUCUUCAAUAUGACUGCUUGCUUCAUCAAAGUAUGUAAGCCAAGAAGGUGGUUGCCAGGAAGAUGGAAGUCUGCUAACAAGGAAGUUGUAAUCUUGUAUAAUCUAAUCAUGGAAAUUACAUUCCUACUACCUUUGCUACCUUCUACUGGUUAGAAGUAAAUUACUAGAUUAGCCACUUCUCACAAGAAGGGGACUGAACAAGAAUACCAAGAGACAGUGACCAUUAGUGGCCAGUUUAGAGUCAGCUUGCCAUGCUGUGUAAUAGAAUUGUUGUGAGGAUGAAGUAGUUAAUACUUAGAAGAAUAGCAGUCACAAGAAUAGCUUGUGUUCUGUAAAUAUUGUGUAUAAUUAUUAUUCUUCUUACUAGUAUUAGUGAAUUCCUUUUAAAGAAAAUUACUAUAGAAGUAAUAAAUGUAGAAAUGCCUCCUGUUACAUCUCAGCACUUAUUAAGCUGAAAAUAAUUUAUUUUAGGUAAAACCUAGGAAAUUGUAGUGAAUGAGAAUUUCUUCAUUACUUGAACUACAUCAGAAAUUUCACAGUGAAUAGAACUGUAUGAUCUUCAUGAAUGUACAGUUAAGAAUACAGCUGUUGGAGAAUCAGAAAUAUGAAGUGAUUUUUCCAUCUAUGACAUAGCAUCCUCUUGUCUGGCCACAGUUCAAGAUUAAUCACAAACUCUGAAAAAGAUAGCAUAAGAGAAACUACCACUUUGGAAUUUAAGUUAGUGCGUGCCUGUGUGUAAAACUUAUGUAUAAAAUAAAAUAUUCCAUUAUACUCAGUAUAAUUGCUCCAUCUUCAAUUAGUGUUUCUAGUUGGGUCUUUUGACCUAACCCCGCCAGUAGUUUGAUAGUUCAUUUGGUUGUGGCUGCAUAAUUUGGUCAGUUAUGGAAAAUACUAGGGUAUCAACUCAUCAUUCUUAACAUCAGUAUUGGAGGGUGAGUAUAUUUUUUUUGCCCAUGUGAGCCAAAUAUCAGGAUCAUCAAAAAUUCAUGAAAUCUAAGUAUUUCUCUUUUUAAAACUUAAAUCCAACCAAUAAACAUAGAAAGAAUAAUAGGAUUAGAAUCUUUAUUUUCUAGACUGUAGUGAAGUAAUGGGUCCCGAAAAUGAUUUUCAGUGGAUGCUGAAACUAUUAAGUGAAAGAUUUUGUAGAGAAAGUAUCAAGCUGAUCACUUCAGAACACUGGCCAAUUUGAACCUCAAUAAAAAUGGGACUAUCAGACAAUAUGCACCACUUGAUAAAAUACUAUAGGAAGCACACACCACUACAUAUGAAGCCAUAUUGCAAAAAUAACAGGAAUCAUACUUUUAUUUACUUAUUUAUUUUUUGGUACUGGGGAUCAAACUUAGGACCUUGUGCUUGCGAGGCAGGCACUGGAACCAUUGAGCAAAAUCCCUGGCCACAUACUUUUAAAUCAAAUUCUUUAUAACCAAGAAUUUGGGGAAUAGAUGAAUAAAGUAAAUGUUAGAAGGAAGCAGCCAUUUAGAUCCAGAAUAUGUAAAUUUCUGCAGAAAAGUUAACCUGAUUUCAUCAAGUAAUAAGUAGCGUGAAAAAGAAGACAGGCAACUAUUAAUAAUAAAGGAGACAAGAGACAUGACAACUAAAUUCAUUAUGUUAGCAUUUCUUGAACCUGGUUUUAACAAAAUAGAAAAGGACACUUUGGAAAUAGUAGAGGAAAUGUGCACCUGGACUAAGUAUUAAGAUGAUAUUUAGAAAUAAUUUUGUUAAGGAUGAUACCAACAUGGUUACCAAAAAAAAGUCCUAUGUGGUAGAGUUAAUAUACUUACGUUUUUAUGAAAUAAGAUAUGCAGACUUGCAUGUCACUAGAAAAUGAAUUGGCAAAGACGGAAACUAGAUUACUAAAUGUUGGUAAUUACUGAAGUGAAAUUUUUCAUAGUGGUUCAUUGUGCUAAUAUUUCUACUUUUGUAUGUUUGACAUUUCAAUAAUAAAAUUUUCAAAAU